Molecule: messenger RNA, 26033 nt
Organism: Mus musculus (house mouse)
Lineage: Eukaryota; Metazoa; Chordata; Mammalia; Rodentia; Muridae
Gene: Kirrel1
Product: kirre like nephrin family adhesion molecule 1
Exons: 15
Coding region: 19344-21482 (712 amino acids)
Biological process (GO): glomerular filtration; cell-cell junction maintenance
Cellular component (GO): dendritic shaft; plasma membrane; cell projection membrane
Molecular function (GO): myosin binding
Source: RefSeq, a predicted model, not a curated record
CUGAGACUGGCAAGGUCCAUGGAGGUGGAGAAGGCCUCCGCUUUCCUGGGUCAUUGCUCAGAGGAGAAGGGGAAGCAGAGCAGAAAAGGUGGCCCGUGGCGAGGCCUGGGGAGCAUGCAGGGUUGGACAUCAACAGGGAACUGAGACCGUGGAUGUCUGUGCCGGCUUGGGUGGUGGCUGUUCCUGCGGGUGCACCAUGUGCUGCUUUCCACCAGGGAAAGGCAUACUGUUUGCUAGCUUAAUGUGACCUGAGAACCAUGGUGUUGACGGUAAAGGGGCUAGUAAAACCUCGUGUCAUUUUAUAAUCAUGGUUAUUACCAAUAGCUUCAUUUGCAUCACAUGUCCAUGGCUAAGUACUGCAUAUGCUGUGGUUCAUACACUCUUGGCAGCCAUAUUUUAUAGAUUAAAAAGAAAAGCCCCAAGGCUCAGAGGAGUUAGCUUCAUUUGUUCAUAGUGAUAGUGGGGGAGCUUUGCGGCAAUCCAUCAGCACGCUUAUGCGCUCCAUCGCCGACCCUGUAGUUAAUCCUGAGUUUCCAUCCCAAUAGCUUUGUGAAGCCUAAUUGUUUAAUUUCUCAUCACCUCUACGUUUCCAUCAGUACACUGGCAUUAAUGGUGUGUAUUUUCAGGGUGGAUAUUAAGAUUCGCUGAGGCAACUACAUAAAAGGUUCACUCAGAAGAGGUGAACUGGAUAGCAGAGGCUAUGCUGCAUCUUGGUGUAAGACAGUGAGCAGGGUGGACAUGGUCCUUCCCUGUGUGCAGACAAGCCAUGUCUGCAAUGCUUAAGUUCCAUAUAUUGGAGGGACCUCGUAAACAAGGCUACUCAGAAGUGACAGGGCAGAAGGUAAGACUACUGCUUACUUCUGCCCGCCUUCAGACCGAGACUGAACCUCUCUUGAAGUGCUCCCUGGGGAGGGGCUGGUCCUGUGCAUUCUGCUGGGAGCCCACAUCUAGAGAGAGUGUCCACCCUUUAAUGAGAAGUAGAUGGAUACAGGGACUGGAAGGAUGGCUCAGUGGUUAAGAGCACUGGCUGUUCUUCCAGAGGUCGUGAGUUCGAUUCCCAGCAAGCACAUGGUAGCUCACAGCCAUCUGAAAUGGGAUCCGAUGCUCUCUUCUGGCAUGCAGGUGCACAUGCAGAUAAAGAGCCCAUACAUUAAAUAAAUAAACUGACUUUAAAUACAGGAGGACAGAAGGCAAGCUUUACAGUCUAAUCUUUCUACUUAUCCAUUUUAUGCUUUAACGUUUCCAGGUACAUCUUCUACGUGCUGGGUUGACAGUAAUUACUAAAAUGGGAAAAGAAAAUGCCUGCCUCUCAGAGGCAGGCAGAUUUCUGAGUUUGAGGCCAGCCUGGUCUUCAGAGUGAGUUUCAGGACUGCCAGAGCUAUACAGAGAAACCCUGUCUCAAAACAAACAAACAAACAAACAAACAAAAAAGCCUGCCUCUUGGAUCCAUACAGGAAAGAUCCCAUAGAUAAAUAAAUAACAUGAGUGCGUAGGAUAAUGGUAAGGGUUGUGGAGAACAAUAAAGCAACAGACGGGGACCCUGGAAUGUGGCAAGGUUGCUCUACAGUUUACGUUAGUCAAAUUAUUGUUGUGUGACAAUACUUAAGCACCUAAAAGGAGGAGAGGUUAAUUUGGCUCAUGAUUCUAGCAAACUGUAGUCGCUUGGUUCCCUAGUCCUGCUGGUGAAGCAGAGCAUCAUGGUUGAGUGCGUGUGACAGAGCAAGCGCCUUGUCUCAGAGCGGCCAGGAAGCAGAGAGAGAAAGAGUGGAAUCCCAAGAUCACCUUACCUGCAGGGAUCUUACUUCCUAAUGUUAGGUCCUUCCUCCUAAAGGUCUCACUGUCUCCCAACAGCACCACGGGCUAGGGACCAAGGCUUUAGCACGUGGGCUUUGGGGAAGACGUAUCCGAUCCAAAGCAUAACAGGCUGGAGAACUUACAUAGAAAAGAUGAUAGCUUAGAGAGAACCGAAUAGGUGCACUGAGAACAGCAGUGCCUAGGUCCCCAGGCAGGAACGUGCCCCCCCCCCCCCCCCCCGGUCAUCGAGGUAACACUCAUGUGGGUGUAAUACACUGAGGAAAAGAGUUAGGAGUUGAUGUAAUGGGUGUGUGCACGUAAACUCAUCAUGCAAAUCAUGAAGUCUUCAGUACCACAGUGCGAUUCUGACUCUGACCACCCUGAGCUAGGGCAGAGUUCAUAACGUGGAGCGCAUAUCCCAACAACCUCCCCCCGCCCCCCGAACUUCACUUGAAAGUCUCUGCUCUAGUUCAGGCGUUCCCGUGACCCUUUUGGAUUUGAUAAACUCAUAAAUGACUCACACAGGGUUCAGAAAAAUCCUAUACUUACGUUUUCAAAGAGACCUGUGGAUGGGGAUCUGAGAAGGGUCCAGGUGGAGCCUCUGUGGCCUCUGCUUGGGGAAUCAAGACUUCUAGCCUUCCUAAGACAUGCUGUGUUCACUAACCUGGAAGCUGCCAGGACCCUGAGUGUCUGGGGUGCUUACCCGAGUGUGCAGCCGCUAGCCUUCCUACCUCCUUGGUCAGCUGCACAUCUGUCCAGCUUAGCCACCUACUUACUGUCUACCAUAAGCCCAGGUGUGGAGCUGGGCUCAACAGCACACUCCUUUAAUCCCAACACUUGCAGAAUACAAAGAGAAGGAUUAGGAGUUCAAGGCUGUUCUUAGCCAUAUAGCCAGUUCAGACCAUUUUAGACGACAUGAAACCCUGUCUCAAAAACCAUACCAAACCAAACCAAAAACCCACUGUUGGUCUAGCAUGAGUAACAAAACUACCCCUGUCACUGAAGUCCCGAGAGCUUAGAAGUUCUAUCCCAGGAACUAGGAUAAAGACCAGCAAGCUGCUUAGUGGAAGACUGGGCUUUGAAGGAAUCCUCUGGGCCUGGGCUUUCUUCUGAAUGAUUUCAGAAGCGUUUGUGGGUCAGGGGAGCGAGGAGGUGGGCAGAGGAGUGAUGUAAUAGCUUUUCUGUUUGAACAACCCUACUCUGGCUGCUAUGUUAAGAGUAGACCUAGGAAGGAAGGGACAAGGACUUGUAAGUGGUCAUUCUAGUUGUCCGGGCAGACAAUUUGGUGGGUAGCACAAGGGACAGUUAGCACCAGGGGCACCCAUUUUUAGAGCAACCUUGAACAUAGAACUAGCAAUAUUGACUGGCAGCUUGGAUUCAAGGUAAGAAAGAGAAGUCAGGUGCUAAGUUUUGCCUUAAGUCCUGCAGCAGUGAAAUUGUUGUGUCCUGACAGUUGAGAGUCCAAGGUCAGGGUGAAAAGCAGGGGAUUGCUUUUGCUUUGGGGACUGACUGGUGCUAGAGAUGAGAUCCAGGGCUCCUCCGAUGCUGAGCACAUACCCUACUACUAAGCGAAAUCUCUAGCCCAGGAACUUAGUUUUGGACAGAAGUGUGAGAUGGCAAUUAGAUACCCAAUUGGAGAUUUUAAAUAGGCACUUUGAUAGAUGCAUCUGAGACUUGAGGGGGAAUUCUGAGCCAAGAUAGGACAUCAGAAGAAAUGGUGUCUAAAACCAUGUCUAAAGGCUCAGUCAGUAAAAUGCUUGCUACACAAAUAUGAUGAGUGAGUUCACAUCCUUAGGACACAUGUAAAAAGGCCGGUGUGGUAGCACAUAUCUAUAAUCCUAGCACUGGGGAGGGAGAGAUAAGUCCUUGGGUUUUGCUUGCCAGCUAGUCUUGUGAAUAUGUAAAUUACAGGUUCAGGGAGAGACCCUGUCUCAAAAAACAAGACAGAGAACAACAGAGAAAGAUACUCGAUGUUGACCUCAGGCCUCCACUUGUAACGGCACACAUAUGUACACAACUCUGUACAAAGGUACACAGACCGAAUGAUCAGAUAAGCAGCAAAAGGAGAGGACAGGCCCAAGGCAAACCCUGGAAACACACACACAGAAGCUUAGUCCUCACCUCUUGUAGCAGGCAGAGAGGAGUACAGAAAAUCACAACUAAUCAACCUGAACAGUGGGGCCCAGUCCCAAUGGAAACAGCAGCAGUGCAACUUCAGAAUCACAGACUAGGGACAGUUACGGAAGAGGGGAUGGGAAGACUGAGAGCCAGAGGAACAGGGAGUUAGUUAAGCUGUGAGAUUGUGUCUGCUAGGAGUGUCCGAAGCCACACUCAUUAAGUGUCACCAACAUGACUGCCUAAGUAUGAGGGGAACAAGGACAACCACGAGCCAUGCUAAUGUGAAUGGGGGAAGCCCAGGAGGCCUCAACUCUAUACAAAGAACUGCAGGCAGCUACAGAAUCCUGAGAUGGGGAGAAGUAGUCUUCCCAGGGAAGAGCACACCAACUGUACCUGGUACCAAAUGGUCAGCCCUGGAGACAUAUACUUAUAAGCAACAUUAUACAGACUGAACAGGUUGUAUUUAGGAGUAUUUAUGUUACACACACACACACACACACACACACACACGAAUGUAACAGCAAUCAAUGGAUGGGGCCAGGCCAGGGGGGAGGCUGUGAACUUGAAGGAGAGUAAUGAGGAGUCUAUGCGAGGUUUGAAAGGAGGAAAGGGAAGGUAGAAUGACCUAAUUACAUUAUAAUUUUUAAAAAGAUAAAGAGGGUAAGGAGUCAGGGAAAAACAUGUGCGGGGUCCCGCAGGCCCCGUGAGAAAAGCCCCAGCUAAGUCAGUGUUCAACUAGAGUUCUGCUGUGGUCCCUGAGGCAAGAUGGCUACGGAUUAGGGGUAGGCUCAACAGUAGAAUACACACAUGCCUGGCCGUGCAAAUUCCUAAGCCCAAUUCCAAGCAUGGAAAAAUGGUAAAUAAAUGCCUGACAACCCCCUCCUUAAGAGGAGGACUAAGCUGAGGCUGGUGGUUGUGCUCAGGAAUCUACCCCUAGCAUCUUAGUGAGAAGCAUCCUGGGAUGGUUUUGUGAGAGAUGGCUGGAUUGUGUACCCAGUUCUGUCUGAGGAGUUAGGGGUUUCACAGUGGCUGUCUGGGGUCAAGAGAGGAGAAGAUGCAGCUUAUUUGCAGGAAGAUGCCUGAGGGAGCAGCAUCAGUGUUAGAAAUGAAGGAUAUUUGGUCAGAAGGAAAGGAGACUCUGGGGGAAUGUCAUAACUUUCCUCACAUGCUUAAAGGACUAUCGUGUGGAAGAGAAUUAGAUUCAUUUUAUGUGACCCCAGAGGAAAACCUAGGAUUGAUGUUUAGGAGCCGAGAAAAGAAGGAUUACAGUACACACUGGAUUAGACUUCCGUGCGUGUAUUAUUUUCUCAUUUGGUUAAUCCCCACUCAAUGCCCAGUGUGGAACCAGCACUGACCGAGGCACCAAAGCAGAGCUCUGCUAAAAGCACACACAGCCCCUUUCAGAUAGUGGAGAGGAACUCAGUCAAGUGGCGUAGUGUGGGGUGGAAGUGCCGACCUGGCUGGGGUAGGGAGUGAGGAUUUGGGGGGUUCUAUGACUCAUAUGAGCAUUGGCAUAACUCCUGGCUAAGGGUAUUCUGCUGUCUGAUAGUGGAGGCUCAUCUCCAUCAAGUGCAGUAAGUUUCCUAGAUGGCAAGGCUAUGUAGGUACAGCCUUCAUAAAGAUGAUGUCUGAUAGACGACAGGUGUGGUAUAGUAUCACUUGCGGAGCAUUCUGGAUUCUCACUCCAGCCCUGGCAAAGCCAGUCUACUGUCUUCUGCCUGGUAGCUGGGUCCAGGAUUUGGGUAUCAAAUGAAUUGUCUCCUGCCUUGUGCCUCUGUCUUCUAGCUUUGCUCCCUUAAACCUGCCCUGACCAGGCCAUUUCUGUCCUCUGCCCGGGACCUUCUUUUGUGCUGCUCCUCCUCCUGAACCCUUUUCUACUUCCUCAACAGAUUUCAUUUUUCUUAUUUCAGGAAGUUUUCUGGAACUUGAGGUCCUGAUUCUGUGAACUUUUUCAUAAUCCCUGGUCCAGUGGUCCUUGAAUUUCUCAGGUGUAUUGUGAGACAGGUCUAAUUUAACAUGGAAGGUUGGUCCUUAGAACACUGUAAAUAAGGAGGGUGGAAGGAGAAGAAGAAGGGGAGGAGGAGGAAGAGGAGGAGGGGGAGGGGGAGGGGGAGAGGAAGAGGAAGAGGAAGAAGAAGAAGAAGAAGAAGAAGAAGAAGAAGAAGAAGAAGAAGAAGAAGAAGAAGAAGAGAAAGAAAGUUUCUAGUUGUACCUCUACUUGAAAUUAAUAUCAUCUUCAUUCUACAAAGCAUGCAUGUUGCCCCAGGUUGACUGGCCCAGUAGGCUGCUUCCUGGAUACACUUGAGCACCUCACUUCGCUGCCUCUCUGAUGGGAAAGGAAAGCGCUAAGACAGGACAGCCUUUGUUCAGCCUGAAUGUUCUGAGCUUUAACUGCUGGACCUAUGAGGGAAGAAAUAGACCUAUGCCCCACCUUCCAUGAAGCCACAGUUCUAGAUUCACAGGACACCAAAGGAGGGACGUGGGGAAGUGAAAUGGAAUGACCACAAAGGAAAAGAAAAUAUGCCCCUUUGUGUGUGUCCAAGAAUAACAAAAUGUUUGAUUUGUCAACUCAGGGAAGGUCCCUGAAAGACCACAAGUAAACCCUUUAGCAGUGAAUCUCCGUUCUGGGUGCUGCUGUAAGAGCGGAGAGAUGUACUUGCUCUCCCGGUAGGAGGGUGACUACAAGGCUAGGAAGUGGCGUGCUAUUAGGCAAGCUUAAGAAGUGUUUCGGAAUGUUGGGGUGAUCAUAGGUAGCACAGUCUUAUGGGAUCAGUCUCACUCCUCAGAGAAUAGAGAAAGACAAGAUGGACGUAUUAAGGGGGAAAUAACACAGCUGAGCCCAGAGAUUCCAAGAGGAGCAGUCUGGUGGGUCUUGCCAGGGAAUGUUUCCUGCAGAGGAGGCAUUUAGGUUGUAUUUAGGGAGAAAAAAAAACCAAAAACUUGGACUAGCAAGCAAGAGGCAUAAUGAAUAAGAUAUUUGUCAGGCGCUGGAAAUGGGGGACAGAACUAACUUUGAGGUUCAGCUCAGUUCUACAAAUGCUACUCGAGAGUCUACCAAGACCAAGCUAUCAUGGCCAUGUGCAAAGGUGAGUUAAGACUCCUGUCCUCCAACAGCGCACCAAGGUUUCACAGAAUAAUGGGAUACACGUGAUCCCUAAGAACUCUGUGGUGGCCUUGGCCCAGGCUGAGUCUUAGAAAGGCUCCUAGGCACCAAGCCAGAACUGCAUCUUGAAAGAUAAAUAGAAAGGAGCAAAGGGUAGGACAGGGAGCUUCCCGAGGCUGGAUGCUGGAGUAGGAGGCUUCUGGUUGGGCAGGACCCUGACAAGUUGAGAUUCCUCAAAGGUGAAGAAGUGGACACUGGGAGGCGUGGAAGCGGAUGCUGAAGAGGUAAACAGCAAUAGCUUUAGGUAAGACACGACCUAAUCUGUCCCUCAUCUGAAGUCAGUGGAGGACUGCUGAAAGAUUUUGUACUGGGCAGUGAUGUCACCGGGCUUGUGCUUUAGGAAGAUCAUCCUGGCAGCUGUGUGGAGAAUGGAUUUAAGAGGAGCAAGCUGGAAGGAGGGGACCAUUAGGAAUGUAUUGCAACGGUCCUAGGAAGCAAUGGAAAAGAUUUUAACCACCGCAGUGAGGGAGGAGAUGAAGAUUUAAAAUUGGAACCUGUUUUGGAAGGGUAUCAGUGAUACCUGUCAUGAAGUAGUCUUGGUUGAGCCUCGGGAAUAAAUGAGGGUGGAGCAGUCUUAGGGUCUUUGCACAGAAAGAUUAAAGAAAUGAAGCUGAGAAUCAUCUCACAUCACAGAAGUCAUGGCCCUUGGUAAAGGAGGGAGGGUCUUCAAAGACGGUGCCCACGGCCUCUAUUGACUGAGGCUGUGUGACGGUGAGUAAUUCCUGAGAAUCUCUGGCUGAGGAGCAAGGGCUUGGCAGGUCUUCAGGUUUAAAGCCAAAAUCAGCACCAGGAGCGGGGAGUGGGAGCUGAGGGGCAUGUGCCUGUGUUGGAGGGCAUCAACAUUUCAUGCAGGUCUUUUGCAGGCACAGAACUGCAGGGUGUGGUUGGCAUGGAGACAACACUUGAGCAGGAUUCUAGCACUCGCUCGACAUGAUCCCUAGGAACUCCAUGAUGGCCUUGGCCCAGGCUGAGAGUUAGAAAGGCUACAUUUCUGGUUUUGUGGUUAACUGGUUCUUUGACUUGAGACUUCAGGAGACUCAGGUCUCCUCUUUUGACCUUUGAUUUUUUUUUCUCCUUUGUACACUAAAAGGAUCCGAUUAGAUUAGCAGAUUUUCUUUAAUGUGAAGUUUCAAAAUUCUGGAGAAUAUGGUCAGAUAUUAAGCCUCACACAGACGAGGCUGGCCUUGAGCUCAAUGCUUGUAGGAAAGUGACUUUGAUUUCACCAUGCUCUUGCUUCCACUCUUCCAAAUAUUUUUGCAGAGUUAAGUAGCACCAUAGGUGGCUCUAGCACAGAUCUUAGUGGGGAGAAGGAACGUCUGUUGUUCCCUGUAAUUCCCUGCUCCCACUUGCAGCUCUCACCAUCCUUUUUUAUUUUUUAUUUUUUACUUUAUGUUUGUGAGGACACUGAAGCUGUACAGAUGGUUGUGAGCCUUUGUGUGGCUGUUGGGAAUUGAAGUUUUAGGAUCUCUGCUCGCUCCGGUCGGUUGCAUCAGAUCUCAUUACAGGUGGUUGUGAGCCACCAUGCAGUUGCUGGGAUUUGAACUCAGGACCUUUGGAAGAGCAGUCAGUGCUCUAAUGCAGUCAGUGCUCUUACUGCUGAGCCAUCUCGCCAUCCUUAAAAAUAGACAAUAAGCUAUUGCUUUUAAUGGUUCAGGGUCACAUAGCAAAUGUCUGUAGAUGAUAAAGUGGGCAUUAGUGAAAGAGAAACAGUGGCUAUUUUAUUACUUUGCAUAAUCCCUUUAAAUGCUCAUAACUCAGCACUGCCAAUAAUCAAUACACGGCCACAGCAGCAGCAGCAGUAGAGGAGCCGUGCCCACGCUGGGAGCUGCUUAUCUCCUCUGGGGAGGAAUGCGGUGAAGAGGUGUGUCCUUCUUCCUCCGGGUCUCUGGCUUUUCCUAAUCCACCCUCUCUUCUUGUUGACACUUUUCCUGAGAAAGAUAGAAAGGCAACUUAAUAAAACCUCUUCCUUUCCCACAUCAGCUACAAGAUGAAGUCCUUAGGUGGCCACCAGGCCACCCACACAUCAGCCUCUGCCUGCCUUCCUCCACACCAGGAUCCUUGUAAAUGCCUUCACCUGCUGUGUGGUCCUGCAGACUGGAACGGAUACACCCUUUCCUUCCUCUCGGAGUCCACGUCCCUCCAACCUAUGAACCCCGAUGAUUGAAACAUUUCAUGUUCCUUCCACUUCUUUGAAGGCUGUCUUAGUUUUACACUCCUCUGGAUCCCCCCAGAUGUAGUGUGGCUGUUCUACAUGUAGUAGAAGCAAGAAGAAGCUGUGCCUACUUCUUUCCCCUACUUACACCAGGUUAUCUCUAUUACCCCUGUGAUGGUCAAACUGACCACCCAGAACGUGAGAGUCCGUGUGAUCUGAUCAGCGCCAUCUCCUCCACCCCAUCCCUUGCCCUGUCUCUUUAAGUGCAGGUGCCUCAGUUCACCACGUGUCCUUCCGUUGGACAUAUUCCCCCCAAUCAUUUGUGGCUUCAUGAGCACCUCCUACACUUUACAUCUUUGACUGACUCCUCUCUGCCAGCCUCUCAUUCUUUGUCCUUUCACCUAGAACCCCAUACUGUAUUUAUAUGCAGAAGUCUGUAUUUACCUGUAAAUCCCUGAGAGGGGAAAAUACGGGAACUCUACCUUUUUUUUUUAAGAUUUAUUUAUUAUAUGUAAGUACACUGAAACUGCCUUCAGACACUCCAGAAGAGGACAUCAGAUCCCAUUACGGAUGGUUGUGAGCCAUCAUGCGGUUGCUGGGAUUUGAACUCAGUACCUUCGGAAGAGCAGUCAGUGCUCUUAAACACUGAGCCAUCUCUCUAGCCCUGGCUCUCUACCUCUUAUCUCCAUCCCAUAACAGUGCUGGACAAACGCACAUACAGGCAUGCCCACAAGUGCGCGCACGCGCACACACACACACACACACACACACGUACACUUACACACUACAGUAAAUGCUUGUUAUGUACUAUUGGGAUGGCUCCAUUAGUAAAGACACUUGACGCCAAGCCUGGGGUUUGAUUCCUGGAAGCCAUGUACAGGUAGAUGGAGAGAACUGACUCCAUGAAGUUGUCCCCUGACAUCUACCUGCAUGUGUGGAAUGCAUGCCCACCCCUCCCCUUCCCUCUCCCCCCUCACACCAUGCAUAUCCACACAAUCCCUCUUACAAUAAUGAUAAAGUUUUACUUUUUUGUUGUUGUUUUGGUUUGGGGUUUGUUGUUGUUUUGGUUUAUUUUUGUUUGUUUGUUUUGAGACAGUUUCUCUGAGUAGCCCUAGCUGUCCUGGAACUUGCUCUGUAGACCAGGAUGGUCUGGAACUCACAGAGAUCCAUCUGCCUCCAUGUCCCCAGCACUAGGAUCAAAGACAUGGCGCUACCACCCAGCACACUUACUUUUUAAGUAGAUUUACUUUUUGUGAUUUUGUGUGCCCCGGCCAUGCCUUAUUGUUCUCCAGACACCAAUAUACUUGCUGCCCACCAGCCUCUGUGUCAGAAGGCACACACUGUGUUACAUGUGCUGGCUCAAGGAGGAAAAUCCAGUUCUUUGCAAAAUUCUCAGGUUCACUCUUACUUUAUUAUCAUCAUCAUCACCAUCAUUAUUUUGAGGUUGGGUCAGAACUGACUUGAAACUUGUAUUUUAAAAUCUGUUUUAUUUUUGUAUGUAUAUAGGAGUGUUCUGUAUGCGUGCUUGAGCCAUAAAUGUCAAAAGGAGGGCAUCAGAUCCUCUGAGGCUGGAGUUACAGACAGUUGUGAGCCACCAUAUGGGGGCUCACCAGGAUCUUUUUCAAAGAGCAGUAAGUGCUCUUAACUGUCCAGCUGUCUGUCCAGCCCUGACUCCAACUCUGUAUAACUAAGGCUUAACUGCCUGCCUCUACUUUCUGAGUGAUGGUAUUAUGUAUGUGUGCCAUUGUGCCCAACUCUUCCUUUUUCCUCUUUUAUCACCAUCGAAAUUAAUGUCUUUGAAGGUUUUGUGGUCCAUGUCCAUCAUCCCAGUCAUCAGAAGGCUGAGGCAGGAGGAUCACUGUGUGUUUAAGGCCAGUCUAGGCUACCCAAUGAAGCUCUGUCUCAGAAACAAUGGGCAACCAAGCCAAGACAAUUUCUCUCCUACGCACCAGAGUGGAUGCUUGAUUAGAUAGAGCUUCAUUGCUAUGAAUGCCCAGAGGCUAUGCCUUAUUCACCCCCUCAUCCCCACAGCACUGGCCAUAAAGUCUUCGUGAAGUGGCCCCUAGUGGAAGAGCAAAGUAGUUAGAUUCACCUGCUUAGGUUUUAGGGUUUCUUUUCUUUUUUCUUUUACUGGAUCUUGGACAGAAGGGAUGGGAAGAGUGGUCAGCUCGGUUGAAAUGAAGGUGUAGAUGAAGAUAGAGCCAAAUGGAAGACUGACUCAAGUUGACGCUCACAGAAGUUAUAAACAAGAGUUCUCACUACUGAGUCCUGUGGCUAUUUAUGUAAGCAUCGACAUCAUUCUUGCAUUAUUACUCAAGUUUUGAUGAUCUUAAACACAUACCAGAUGUGGGGGAAUGUGCUAAAACUGUUAGUUACAUCUGUUCCCCACCUCAGAGGUUAGGACAGUAUCCCUUCCCCUCCCCUCCAGGUCACUAAUAUGCCUGAGGACUGGUCAUUAGACUCAGUGAUUUCCAGUGAGUCUCUCUGGCUUCAAAAACACUCUGGCACCUGGGAGUUUGAGGUCAUUUUCAAGAUCUGUCCAGCCCAUUUACUUAAUAGAGGAGGAAAUGAGAGCUGGGGAGCAUUGCUGGCCUUCGUGCCUACUUCCUGGCAGAGUGGGUUGCCCAAUCCAGGUCUUGCGAUCCAAUGAAAUUGUUGAUGAUGUUGUUGAUGUUGUUGAUAUUGUUGAUGAUGAUGAUGUUGAUGUUGUUGUUGAGGUACGUACAAAGAUGGACUCCUGGCAUUUGUACAUUCUAGGCAAGCACUCCACCACUGGGAUGUGCCCUUAUUCCCCAGCAGACACACCCCCCUUACUAAAAUCUGCCCCACUGAUUUGUCCUUAGAUUUCCUUUGUCUUCAUCAAUUCUGUUUAUUCAGUAAAUGGUUACUUUAUCAGAUAGCCACUCCUGCAGAGAGCGGUAAGGUCAACAGAGAUGAUCUUGUCUUGGCAAGGUCACCCCCUAUCUGGAUGUGGGGGUCUUACAUAUAGGAACCUUCCUUUCAUGGACCAUUUCGCUGUCUUCUUCAGUGGCUUUUCUGCCACCAGUUUCUGGGAUUAUUUGCCACCCCUGUUACAUCUGGGAUGAAACUGAAACUUACCAGUUCCAGUCUUCACUUGGCUGAACCUAGAUCCAAGCACUCACAACUCUGCCACCCUCAGAAAGCAGGAGAGUCAAAACAGCCCUCUGUCGCCUAACCUUGGUAGGCCAACCAGGGAAGGCAGAAGCAUGGAAAAGCAACAAGCCAGGGAUGGGGAGGGCCCUCUCCUCAGUGCCUGGAAUCCUACAUUUGCUGUCGUUACCCACAGCUGUUUGAAGCUCCUUGGUCCCCUGAGGUUCCUUCUACUUCGUUAUAGAAGAAACAUAUCUUAAAUUGCUUUUGCAGCUCUGUCAGAGAUGCGGGGUUGUCUAACAGAGAUGCCGGCGGAAAGCAAGAGAGAGAGAGCUCUGCAUUUGUUACAGCUGUUCCUCACCUCAGAGGUUUGGGCGGCAUACCCUCUCUAGACCACCGUCUAGGCACCAUCUGGGGAAGGCCAGCAUGCCAGUAAUUUGUGUGCCUCAAAACCACUUUAUUGGCCUCUCGUGGCAUUGAAAGUCAUGUAAUUAUGAGCAGAAUUUAUAUGUUUCCAGGGCUGCCUAGGUACCCUCCCUGCGUCUCCUUCCAGGCACUGCAAAUAUUGAAGGUUGGCUAAGAAAAGAAUCAAACAUACCCACCUUUAUUAUCUGUGCACCCUGUAGAUAAGGUUUUAAUUGAAAAUUGGUUCAUCUAUUCCCUAUGCCUAAUUACAAGCUGCCUGCGAGGCCCGUGGAGCUCAGGAAUAGGAGCUCAGCACUCGCAGAGAAGACCUGAGCUUGGGGGUCUUUAAAUGAAGUGUAUCUACGGCUGAAUUCCGUACCCAGGACUGAAGCCUUCUGGUUGUCUACGCAUAAGCAAGCUCUGGGUUUUCCUCACCACCUUAUCCCAGUGUCCAUGCCUAGGACUUCUUCCGUGGGGACAGGAUGUAGCUCGUGCCUGCUUCCUCUCGGCCACUCUCCAGGGACACGCCCCUCCCACACCAUCCUCUGCACUGCUUUCCUUCCAGGCAGAUGUUCCCGGCCUCUCUAUCUAUCAUCACCUUCCCCUGCACAUUUCGGGGCUUGUCUCGCGGCCACCCAUACCCUUCCAGGGUAGUCCUUCCCCCAGGCUCAACCCUGCUUCUUCCAUACCUCUUUCUCUAAUAAGCCGUUGCAGUAGUCAUGGCAGAUCUUGGGCCCUGGUGUCUCCAGGUACUUGUUUCCCUCACCGGGCUGUACUGUCCUUUACCUUCCCUGACUCUUCCUUCCAGGGCACCGGUUCUGCCUUCAGGGAAGUGUUCAGCAGAGUGGGGGGAGCCUGGAUUUCAGGCCCUCUCUGGAUUCCGAGAGUUGAUCGCCAGAUGGCAAAGCAAGAUAGAUCAAACUGGCUGUCUUGCUCAGGCACCCAGGAACUAUCUUUGUGGAUGCUUCCUCCGUCCUGGCCUGCCUCUGUCUUGGCCCCACUCACAUAUCAUUGCUGCCAUGUUUGACUCCAAGGAUAAUUCUCCUGCCAGAGAGCAGGAGGAAGAAUUCAUCUUCUAGCUGCAGGCGGGCGGCUGUGAAAUACGAUUUCUAAAGUGUUUAUAAUGCACCAUGUUUAGAUAGCACUUUACAUCUUCCAGAGCAGCUGGCUGAGCAGUGGUGCUGCCCAGCUGGACCAGGGACUCGCCUCAAACACAGGAGGCCUAGCUUUGGUGCCUCAGUUUCUCCUUCUGAAACACCAAGGAAACCAUUAAGUCUUGACCUUCUGCUAGGAUAUGAAAUAUGAAAUAUGGCCUCUCUUUCCCGACCCCAUCCUCUUUGUUCAAACCUGUUUUCUCCUUACCUCAUCUUCUGGACCAUGCUAAGCAUUCCUCCACUGCCCACCAAACCCACGGAAGUGCCUGUAGGUGGCCGGAGUCUAGAUAACAGAAAGCCCGCUGCGCUUUCGAGCUCUCGAAGCUGAUGGACUAGGCGUAUGUGGCUCUUGCCUCUGUCACUGUGGGCUAAGAGAAGGCAGCUGGCACUCCCUGUUGUUUGGGGUCAGGGAACCCCAAACUCCUGUGGGUUGUGGAUUCCCUGUGGGCCCAGCUAAUAUCGAUGGACACAGAAGACAUACUUAGCCUGUUUGUGGUGGUUUGCGCAGGGCCCCUAAGCCUGUAGCCUUUGAUCUGAGAACUAGAACCUUUCUUAGCCACCACACUUCCUGAGCCUUUCACAUACAUAUGAAAUAAAUAGACUUAUCUCUCUUUUUAAACUUUCUUAUUAAGUCUUUGUGAGUUUCGCAUCACGCACCCCAAUCCUGCUCAUCUCCCAGCCCCUCCAUAUCUGCCCUCCACCCUUGCACCCUUUUAAGGGGAGCCCUUAAAAAAAAAAAAAAAAAGAAAAAUUUCACCAUGGAAGCUGUAGUGCGUCACACAUUACACCCUUUUGCCCAGAUAUUUACUUGCAAAUGUUCUGUGCAGUGAGUCACGGUCUGGUUCGAGGUCUUUGGCUUCUGUUACCCUAUCAAUACUGGAACCUCACUGGGACUCCUCUCAGAUAUCCUGUUGUUGUUUUGUGUCAUGGAGAUCCUGAAGCUGUGGUGCUACAGGACUGGCCCCUUUGUUGUGCUUCCGCAGUUCAUAAGUGGGGUAGAUGCUGGGGUGGGCCAACUCAAAGCCCUGAUUCUGGGCCUGGGUGGUAGCUGAGUUGAUCAGCCUGCCAGCUCUCCCACACCCAAGCCACCAGGGCUAAGUCUCCUGCCUCGCUGAGGGGCAGAGCUAGCUGUCCAGCAAGGCCAGCUUCUACACCCAUGCCACCAGGGUCAGCUCUUCCACACUGCCCAGGCAGGGGGCAGGGCCAGCUCUCCUGAGUGCCCAGGGCCACAGCAGGAAAGGGACAGAGGAAGUACCCUUGUCUCUUUACUCCUUCAGGCCUUUUGCCAGAUCUAGAAUUCUUCUCUGCUUACAAACCACUAAGUCUUUUCCCACCAUCUAUCCAAAGACCAGGGGAAUCCCAGGGUGAGCUGGAGAAUGAAGAAGGAAAGGAGAUGUUUCCGUAGCCAUUCCAGUUUCCCCCCUUGCUCCUUCCCAAAAGUUAGCUGCUCUAACUGUGACAGUGUCUGCCUCCCAUACUGCCCUCUUUGAAACAGCUCCCCACUCCACCACUACCCCACCCCACCCAGUUCCAGGCCACUGCAAGGCCCAUGAUUAUUCUGCAUUUGUAUGGGCAAUCAUAUUAAUCUGUAGGCAGUCUGGGGUUCCAGGAGACCUCCUGCCUUUGGCAAUAACAGUUCAGAGUCUCAGAACCUCAACGCACUCGAUCGAUGCUGCUAGUCACCAGGGGGUGUACUCUAACCUUUCAUGGUGACUGUGUUUCUUCAGACAAUUCCCCAGUGAGUUAUCGGGUAAAGAGACGUCUUUGGUUCACAGGGCAGGUCAGGGAGGUGUUUUUGGGAGGGAUAGAUAUUUCAGCUGUCCGCCUAACGUUCUUCAUGGAGUGCUGAACUUUAGCCACACUUGUGGCACCUGUGUCUGGACAGUGGUGCCUUGUAGUAGAGUCAGGCCUAAGGGCUCGGGGCUUGUUUGCACUUUGUGCUGCUUGCUGCUUUCAGGUUUUGUAGUGCCUGAGGGAUGGAUACUUCUCCCCUGCCCUCAACCCUAUCAGUCCUUUCACUUCCCAGAAGGACAGUUUCUUACCAGGUUUUCCCUCUGGGUCGCUUGUGUUCCAGUCCUUUUAUAGAUGACACCAUAGCUGAGGAAUUAUCAAGAAUCCUUCCUUAUUGUUCUGAACUUUCUCGCUGUCCUUCCCUCCCUCUCGGCCCUCUCCGGGCUUCCAGGGCCCACUUCUGUCAUUGAGGAAUGCAUGGAGGCCAUUAGCCAAGAGCAGAGCCACAUGCUCUGCUCCCCUCCUCCCAAGUGCUCCUCAUUCCACUGAUAGCCGGCCAGAGACUGCAGGUCCCACCCAGGGGCUGGAGACGUCCAGUUGGCUUUUGAUGCUGCUUGCCUCCAGAUUCGGAACUGAGUGCAGAUGUUCUGGGCUCAAAACAGUUUAGGUCAAAGAACGGUUCGAAUCUAGAGAGAUGGCUGAGUGGUUUAGACUACUGGCUAGUUUUCUGAAAAACCAGAGUUCUAUUCUCAGCACACACAUGUUGCCUAGCAACUGUCCUCAACUUACUCUUAGGGAGCCUGGCACCUUUUUCUGGCCUCCUUGGGCACUAUAUACACGUGGUGCACAGACAAACACAAGGAAAAAUACCCAUAUAUAUGAAAAAGAAAGGAUGCUGCUGAGGCCGGAAGUGGUUUUCUUUAUCAGUUUCCCUGAGAUCUUGGUUAGGGAGACAUCUCUCAUGAAUGUAUGUUCCAGAGGAUGUCUGGAUGGCUCUUUCCCUAAAGAAGGAACCACAGUACAUUUACACAAUGGAGUACUACUCCUCUAUUAAAAACAAUGAAUUUAUGAAAUUCUUAGGUAAAUGGAUGGAUCUGGAGGAUAUUAUCCUGAGUGAGGUAACUCAAUCACAAAAGAACACAUAUGAUAUACACUCACUGACAAGUGGAUAUUAGCCUAGAAACUUAGAAUACUCAAGAUAUAAUUUGCAAAACACAUGAAACUCAAAAAGAAGGAAGACCAAAGUGUGGAUACUUAGUUCCUCCUUAGAAUGGGGAACAAAAUACCCAUGGAAAGAGUUAUAGAGACAAAGUUUGGAGCAGAGCCUGAAGGAACGACCAUCCAGAGACUGCCCCACUUGGGGAUCCACCCCAUAAACAAUCACCAAACCCAGUCACUAGGCAGAUGCCAACAAAAGCCUGCUGACAGGAGCCUGAUAUAGCUGUCUCCUGUGAGGCUCUGCCAGUGCUGGGCAAAUACAGAAGUGGAUGUUCACAGUCAUCCAUUGGAUGGAGCACAAGGUCCCCAAUGAAGGAGUCAGAGAAAUGCCCAGGGAGCUGAAAGGGACUGAAGCCCCAUAGGAGGAAUAUCAAUAUGAACCUCCAGAACUACUUGGAACUAUAUCACCAAUCAAAGAAAACACAUCGUGGAACUUGUGACUGUAGCUGUAUAUGUAGCAGCGGAUGGUCAUCAAAGGGAGGAGAGGCCCUAGGUCCUGUGAAGGCUCUAAGCCCCAGUAUAGGGGAAUGCCAGGGCCAGGAAUGGGAGUGGGUAGGUUGGGGAGAAGGGGAAGGGAGGGGGAUAGGGGAUUUUCAGCGGGGAAACUAGGAAAGGGGAUAACAUUUGAAGUGUAAAUAAAGAAAAUAUCUAAUUAAAAAAGAAAGAAAGAACCACAGCUAACUCCAUCACCCCACUCCAGGAGCUAAGGACCCAGCCUACCAUGUCCAUCACCCAUGCCGGUAAUCAGAUCUGGCUGUGACAAGAGCAGGACAUAAUACUUACCUCCUUUCUCAGGCGCCACAGGGACAGUUCCAGAAAGAUGUGGAAGGCUCCGAGGGAGAUGUCAGAAGGAAGACCAGGGCUCAGAGGGAGGAGCCUGCUCCAGAGAAGGGCAGGACGAUGGGAAAGGGCUCUGGAGCAGCUCUGUAUGGCUCCAUCUCCACCACAGCCUUCCUGCUGGCUCCUUGUAUACCACGGGGCUGGAAAGCAGUCAGAGGCAGAAGAUGUCAGGUUCUGCCAAGUCAACUGCAACUGACAGAUUUCUGUCUGUUCUAACUUGCCUCUGUUUGCCUACCUCACUCUCAUUGCUCUCUGUCAACAUCAGAUUCCUUUGUCCUGAGCCUCACAUCCUUGUAACAGAUCCCCAGACCUCUCUGUACUCCCAGGUUUUAGGACCAAACCACUGGGACACUGAAUUCACAUUAGCCUGAGAGUUAAGUUGACACCUUCUAUUUGUCUCUGCGUUCAAUGACCUCUGUGAAUUUAGAGUCUCCAUCCAGGUGUAUGAGGGCAGAAAAAAAUAAGGGGUGGACUCAAUUGAAGUAAGAUUAGAGGGAACAAUAAGAGCUGGUAUCUGGGAUUGGCUGGUGCUUGGUAAAGGCACAGAGACAGGAAGGAGGGUCAGACUCCAUAUUAGGGUUGCUUGUAAGAAUGAGGGUAAGGCUUAGGACUUUACUGACUCAAUAAAUAUCAUUUGGUAACUCAAGCUGUUCUUGGCACUAAGGUGACUUGAGAUGUGUUGCCUUCAAGACAAAUAUAUUCUACUUAAGAUUUGGUGUUAAGGUGAUUGCUAGGGUUGGUUUACGAUGAAUUAGUGUUGGGUUGAGGUUGGGUUAGGGGUAAAGAUUCGAGCAGGAAUAUAGAGCCAUAAUGGUGGUGUUGAUGUGGUUUCUGUGUAAGUUUCUUCUUCCAAAGCUUUGUUUAAUUCUCUUCUCCCAGUGCUUACUCAAGCUUGUCCAUGCCGCCUAAGGCUUGCAGGACUUACUGAAAUCCUUUUAAUGACAGUGGCCAUCUGUUAGCCCUCCUAGCUAUCAGCCCUUUCCCCUUCUCCUCUCCUCCUCUGCUUCCCCCAGCAGGGUGUCUGCAUUCCUGGGGUUGUGGCUGAGUCUCUCUGACCCUUAUGUCUUAUUUUUAAUCUGCUUAGAAUUUCUAGGAUGACCCAUUUGUAGCACACUCCCCUCCUCCUUCCCCGACCCCCACUGCCCCCCCCUUUAGUUUCAGACUCCUGUAAGUCUACUUCUUGAUGCACACAGGGUCCUUUUGUCUUUAUUUAGUUUGGGUUUUCACCACACUCGGGGGAGCUGGUCUCUCCUGGUUGCUCCUCUUGACUUUCCCCCUUUCUUCCAUUUCUGAAAUCCUUGAAGUUCCCUGUUCCUGAGCUUCACUCUGCCUCUGCUCCUCUGUCUGUUCCUUCAACGCAUGCUCCCACCUCGUCCAUCCUCACUGUAUCUGGGGAAAUGUCCUACCAUCUCCUUCAUCAGCCAUUGAAGGCAGAUCUCCCUGGAGGAAGCAUGGUCAUUCAACGAGGAGCAAGUUGCUCUGCACGAAGCUGUCCCUUCUCAGGGAUACAGCUUUGGCUUUGCCCGGGACUCAGACUCGCUUCAGCCAGGAGCCAGCUGAUCAGACUGUGGUGGCCGGACAGCGGGCGGUGCUCCCGUGUGUGCUCCUUAACUACUCUGGGAUUGUACAGUGGACCAAGGACGGGCUGGCCCUGGGUAUGGGCCAGGGCCUCAAAGCCUGGCCACGGUACCGGGUCGUGGGCUCUGCGGAUGCUGGGCAAUACAACUUGGAGAUCACAGAUGCCGAGCUGUCUGAUGACGCUUCCUAUGAGUGCCAGGCCACGGAGGCUGCCCUGCGCUCUCGGCGGGCCAAACUCACCGUGCUCAUUCCUCCAGAGGAAACAAGGAUUGAUGGGGGCCCGGUGAUUCUGCUGCAAGCAGGCACCCCCUACAACCUCACGUGCAGAGCAUUUAAUGCCAAACCUGCUGCCACCAUCAUUUGGUUCCGAGAUGGGACACAGCAGGAGGGGGCUGUGACUAGCACGGAGCUGCUGAAGGAUGGGAAAAGGGAGACCACAAUCAGCCAACUGCUCAUUGAGCCCACAGACCUAGACAUUGGCCGCGUAUUCACCUGUCGCAGUAUGAAUGAGGCCAUCCCCAAUGGCAAGGAGACAUCCAUUGAGCUUGAUGUGCACCACCCUCCCACAGUGACUCUGUCCAUCGAGCCCCAGACAGUGCUGGAAGGCGAGCGUGUCAUUUUUACAUGCCAGGCCACAGCCAACCCAGAGAUCUUGGGCUACAGGUGGGCCAAAGGGGGCUUCUUGAUUGAAGACGCCCAUGAGAGUCGCUAUGAGACAAACGUUGACUAUUCCUUCUUCACGGAGCCUGUGUCUUGUGAGGUUUAUAACAAAGUCGGGAGCACCAAUGUCAGCACUUUAGUGAAUGUUCACUUCGCCCCCCGGAUUGUAGUUUACCCAAAGCCCACCACCACAGACAUUGGAUCUGAUGUGACCCUCACCUGUGUCUGGGUUGGGAAUCCUCCCCUCACCCUCACCUGGACCAAGAAGGACUCAAACAUGGGGCCCAGGCUUCCUGGCUCCCCACCCGAGGCUAAUCUCUCUGCCCAGGUCCUGAGUAACAGCAAUCAACUGUUGCUGAAGUCAGUGACCCAGGCAGAUGCUGGCACCUAUACCUGCCGGGCCAUCGUGCCUCGGAUCGGAGUGGCUGAGCGAGAGGUACCGCUUUAUGUAAACGGACCUCCUAUCAUCUCCAGCGAGGCGGUACAGUUUGCUGUGAGAGGUGAUGGCGGUAAGGUGGAGUGCUUUAUCGGGAGUACCCCACCUCCGGAUCGAAUUGCAUGGGCAUGGAAGGAGAACUUCCUCGAGGUGGGGACCCUGGAACGCUACACCGUGGAGAGGACGAACUCAGGCAGCGGUGUGCUGUCCACGCUCACCAUUAAUAAUGUCAUGGAGGCGGACUUCCAGACCCACUACAACUGCACUGCCUGGAACAGCUUUGGACCAGGCACAGCCAUCAUCCAGCUGGAAGAGCGAGAGGUGUUACCUGUGGGCAUCAUUGCCGGGGCCACCAUCGGUGCCGGCAUCCUGGUCGUCUUCUCUUUUGCUGCCUUAGUGUUCUUCCUCUACCGACGUCGCAAAGGCAGUCGAAAGGAUGUGACGUUGAGGAAGCUGGACAUCAAGGUGGAGACGGUGAAUCGGGAGCCACUUACGAUGCACUCUGACCGGGAGGAUGAUACUGCCAGCAUUUCCACGGCAACGCGGGUCAUGAAGGCCAUCUACUCGUCCUUUAAGGAUGAUGUGGAUCUGAAGCAGGACCUGCGCUGUGACACCAUUGACACCCGGGAAGAGUAUGAGAUGAAGGAUCCCACCAAUGGUUAUUACAAUGUGCGCGCCCACGAAGAUCGCCCGUCCUCCAGGGCGGUGCUGUAUGCUGACUACCGUGCCCCUGGCCCUACUCGUUUUGAUGGGCGCCCAUCAUCCCGCCUGUCCCACUCCAGUGGUUAUGCCCAGCUCAAUACGUACAGCCGGGCCCCUGCCUCUGACUAUGGCACAGAGCCUACACCCUCUGGCCCUUCUGCUCCGGGUGGCACCGAUACGACCAGCCAGCUGUCCUACGAGAACUAUGAGAAGUUCAACUCCCACCCCUUUCCCGGGGCAGCUGGGUAUCCUACAUACCGUCUAGGCUACCCCCAGGCCCCACCCUCUGGCCUGGAGAGGACCCCCUACGAAGCGUAUGACCCUAUUGGCAAGUAUGCCACCGCCACUCGGUUCUCCUACACCUCUCAGCACUCAGACUAUGGCCAGCGAUUCCAGCAGCGCAUGCAGACUCAUGUGUAGAGGCUGGAUCUGGCUGGGGUAUCUCUGCGGGGCAGAGGAGAUGGCUUCCCAGCUGUUCCCUGACAUUCAGGGACAUUGCUCAUUGCUCCUUUCAUGGACCCAGCCUUUCUCCUCCUGGCCAUCACAAAUGAGGAGCAGGUCUCCCAGUAACAUCCCAUCCCAAGGAUGGUGCUCUGCGCAGGCCCCAGUCUCCCGGGCCUGCCCUUUCCUCUCCUUCAGGAGAAUGUCUCUUCUGACCUUUGCUCUGCCUGACCCAAGCAUGGGGAAAGGAGAGGGGAGGUUGGGGAAGGGGAGGAGAAGGGAGAGGAGAAGAAUACAAUUUAUCAUUUCCUAUCUGGCCUGCUCCUCUGGUCUCCCAUAAGAGGGCAUGGAGCUAAGCUGAGGCGGGCAGGCUGCUGGAACGUGGGACAGCCACUAGUCCCGAUCUUGAUUUCUUUAUACCUUGUGUUCAUCUUUCCCAUCUCAGGGGGUUACAGACGGAACAACAAGUUCAGAUCCAGCCCUUGGUCAGUUGGGGUCAAAUGCCAGUCCCCCUGGCUGCUGUGGUAUCCAUCUGCCUGAGUGGAGAGGGCUUCAUAAAUCCCCAGGAACACGGUUUCCUUUCUUCUCAGCUUUGUGCUGGACCAGCCAGAUGUGUCCUGGAUGUGAGCAAGGAGGGGUCAGGGCCAGGCUCUGGUUGAUAGGCCAAGGACCAUGGUGUAGUGCAUGGCAGUUCCCAGAUCCACCACUAGUGGGAGCCACACAAGCUUCUCUCCGGUAUCUGUCCCACUUCUUGGUGUUAACUCUUGAGCCUUGGAGAGUUGGGGGGAACAGAGGCUAACUUUUCCUGGGGCUAUUUUUCAAAAGCAAUAAAACCUCAUUUGGAAAGAAAAGCUGUAGGGGUUUCCCCCACUAUACACAAGUCCCGUGGAAAAGAGAGGGUCACCUGCCCUCUGCCAGACUCCUAAGUCCUUGUAUUACUAUAUCCAAGUCUCUAAGCACUUUGAAUCUAGCAUAUACAUCCAAAUGGUGAGACCUGCCUGCUGGUGGAUUCUGAUAAGAGUUAAGCAGUAUCCCGAGUCUCAGACUCAGCUAUCCUACCCUGUCUAUCACAGCUAGAAACUACCUUGCAGAUGGCGUGGUAGAUACUUUAUCCAGACAAAUUUUGGUUUUGUCUCCUCCUCACUGCCCCCCACCCCACCCCUGACCAAUCAGAUUCCUUCUUCCAUUUUCAGUGCCUUGAGUGUCAGGUUUGUGAUGAUGUCCCUGUGUGGGGAGCAGGGACCUUGUGAGCUUGAGCUUGUCCCAUGUUAGCAUCCAAGGAGAGACAAGUGAGAGGACAUGAGGGGAUGGGGGCCUGGAAAUGGUGGCGAAGGAAACGUCUUACUGACCUAGAUGGAGAUCUUAGUGUAGAACAACACAAACGGCACUGAAUUCCAUGGGCCAUGCUAUCUUUUCCCACACAGCAUGCACACAUGAGCACACACACAUUCCGUGCCACAUCUCAUCUACCACCUUCUGACCAAAGAGAAUCUGUAACUCGUAGCUCAGCCUCAUCUUCCCAAGAAAACAACUGCCCAACAGGAGCCUACUGUCCAUGUCCCCGCUGAGACCUGCGCGAUGGGAGGGAGUAGUCCCAGAAUGCUCCUUGCUUUUUCUCAUUGGUCACCAUUCGUUAGUCAUGUUUACUUUAAUGAGCUACAUGUUCAUCAGGCACGGUCCAUCACUAACCUUCUAGAUGGGCCUGUGGGGUGAUAUCUGAGGCUAUCUCCUUCUCGAUAAGGACCAGGUGAUAUCUGGGAAUCAGGGAGUCCCGUUUCCAGCCUGGCAGGCAGCUGCUGCUUCCUCCUCUCCUCCUCCUCCUCCAGUGAAUGCGUGCACAGAGUGGGCCCUUCCUGCAGCAGUGACCGACUUGUAGCUGCAUCCCAGUUCAGAAGACUCACGCUCGCAGAACCCUUUCAUGAGAGCUCAGUGGGGCGGUGGGUUUGCAGUGUAGGUCCUUGUGAAUAUGGAUUCAUACAGGCUUUCAUGUUCUCUGACCUCUGAAGCCGUGGGUGAGCCAAACACUUCUGAAGUCUAAAUAGAGUGGCAUUUUAUACUCCCUAAAGUCAUCAUCUUGUGUGGGGUUUGGCUUGAUUCUCUUGUUUCUCUCUGAUUUAAGUAGUAGGUCCCUCCUAUGGAAAUAAGAGCAGCACUAAGGAGAACUCUGAGAGUCAAGCGCACAGCCAUGCGAGGGACAGGAAACAGCAACUGAGACAGACUCCUGCCACUCACACUCCGCAAUCAGAAUCAGAGUUGGGCCCUGCUGAAUGACCAGUGUUGCUUGUCGGGGGAGUUGAAAGUCCCUUAAUCACGAGGCUCUUCCGUCUGAAGCUAGCAUCUUCCAGCAUGUUGGUACUUUGAGUCUAAGCACCCUGGGUGCUGUUGCUUUAGUUGAAAGAAUAAGAAACCAAGAGUCGAGAGAUCCAGGAUCCCAUUCUGCGGCUGCUGUUUGCUGAGUAACCCUGGUCUGACCUCCUUAUUUUCCGUGCUUCCAUCUUCUGGUCUUUCCCUAAACCUAUUCUCUGUUGGCUGUGUUCAUCUGGGGCAGGAGAUUGCCCAUUCCUCGGGAACAGUGAGCAGUCUCGGUGAGGCUUGGGGCAGGGAGGCACAGCCUGCUAGAAGGAGCUUUAACCACCAACUUCUUGAUCUUGUCUGUCACCCUACCCCUGAGUGAAAUGAAGUUAUUGGUGUUGCUCUCAUCUUAGAUUCAGUAGGCUGCUGUGAUCACGGUAGGGCUCGGUCAUGGAUGCGGUCUGCGGCAGCACAUACAGACUGGGAGAGGCAGAGAAACUGUCUUCUACUUCAGUCUUCAGGAACAGUCAUCUGGCCUAAAGACUGCUCUCCCUGUUCCCCCAACAAGGUGAAGCCUACAUCCCCCCCGCCCGUGCCCCCCUCCCUGCAGUCUUGAAUCAGAAAGCAGGAGAGAGAGCAGCUGACCCCGCCCUGUAGACUGAAAGGGGUGUUCCUAGCAGGAAGAAGGGGUUAGUGGUUUUUAUAUAAAUGCUGCAUAUGUUAAAGGUUCUUGUGGCUCUGGAUAGGCCUUGCCCUUUGUAGAGAACCCAGCCUGCUUGCUGAAUCCUGGUCCCCACCCCAUCCCCACCACUGCCAAAGUCUAACUACAGACUAUGCAUGAAGCAGGAAAGAGAGAGGAAAGCUCGCAGGAGCAGGGGCAAUGCUCAGCUUUCACAAAUGUCUGGGUCAGAACGAAAAACAUGAGCUCAACUAAUGUGAUUCUGGGUGAGACAAGACACAGUGACCCGUGUCUUCCCCCUUGUGCUCUGUCAGGAGCCAUAGCUCCUGGGAUCCUUAAGAUAGAAGUGGGUGACCCGUGUACACUUGGCCCCCUGCAUAGCAAUGUUAGGCAAUUGGGAUUUAUAGAAACUCACGUUAAAGCCAAAGACCGUGUUUGGGCAUGUAACGUCUACUGGCUUAGUCACUGCCUCAUCCUGCUGUGUGAGCAGCUCUGUUCCUCUGGGUGAAUUGCAUGAACUCCCAAGGCCACUGCAGGCUCAAAACACCUGCUUUCCCUACUAUUCCAUUUCUGUGGAACCCGAGGCCAGGCGCUACACCCAUUGAGCCAAGCGCUGACGGUAAUACAAUCCUGGGGACACAGACCUCAAGACUCCACUGGGGGUGCAUUGACUGUUAUGGAAGGACUCUAAAGUUGUCACCUAAACACCACAUUCCCUUCUCGCUGCGAUUUUUCUUUCUCCUCUCCUAAAGACAGUACAUUCUGACCAGUGCUGGCUGACCUUCCUCAGCUGCUGACACCACCCGUGGGCCAGUAAAGAGGACUGAGGUCUGUGGCUUGUUGUAUGGAUUUGAGAGGAGGGUGCAACAUUCAGUUUUCCAGCAUCACUGUGAGGGAACCUUUCCCAAGGGAAUGUAAUUUUUUGCACAGAAGACAGAGGCCACACUAGGAAGUCCUGGUGCAAACCUGCUCUUAACAAAAGUAAUGAUUCUGUGUGCACAGAACUCCCCUUACCAGCCCUGUUUGUAAAACCAUCUUAGGCUUUUAAUGUUCACAACCACUGGCCUUUGCGAACUGGUGGCCAGACUGUUCCAUUGGUUUCAGGAGCUGUCCAUCGCCCCUGGGAAUACCAGGAUGGAAGGGGGCGGGGAAAGAGGGGAGCAUUCAGUUUGCUGAUACAAUCAAUACAUAGGCUUCUUAGCAAAAGUGACCCACAAGGCCUCCACUUUUAACAAGGUGCCCAGGUCAGACUGCCAACCCCAGUCAUUCCUCGGAUUGUUAUCUCCAUCUGAUGCCUGUUGAAUCUUCUCUACCCAAAUCCUCCUCAUAAAUGGAUCCAUGAUGACAGCUAAGAGAAAAAAAAUAAGUAUUUUUGUUAGGACAAACCAUCAUAGAUUUUUAGCAAUGUGUAUCUGUGUGUCCUUUAUGCCUUUCCUAUUCUGACAUUUUUUCUUUUUUUUUUUUAAAAAAAUAUUGUGUACUAUAUUUUUAGUCUCAAACACACUAUAUAUUAUAUAUUUAAUUUUAUAUAUAUAUAAAUAUAAAUGUUUUAAAAAGUA